Molecule: messenger RNA, 1038 nt
Organism: Blepharisma stoltei
Lineage: Eukaryota; Ciliophora; Heterotrichea; Heterotrichida; Blepharismidae
Source: the annotation of a GenBank genome assembly
AUGGAAAAAGACUUAUAUAAUCGAAUAGUCAAGCUAAAGCAAGAUCUUGCGUCAGCAGUAGUAUCAAAACUCCCCAGAAAAUCUGACGAAUUUGCCGCCUAUCUUUCCCAAUCCUUCAAAAAGCCAUCAAGCCCUCCUCAAGAGCUCUAUACUUUUAGAGGUCAGGAUCAAGGCCAUUAUAAAUCCAUUCUAGAAGAAAGACAGCGCAGGAUCACUGAGCUAGAAGACGAAACCCAAUAUUUAAGGCAAACUUUAAAAGAAAAAGAAGACGAAUUUUCCCAGAAAAUCGAAAAAAUAAUUGAAGCUGCUCAAAUAAAUUGUGAUAGUUUAGCAAGUUACUAUGAAAUUCAAAUAGUGCAAGCUAAAAAAGAUUCGAAAAAGCAAGAACAAAUCCAGCUUGAAGCAGACUUGGCUAAUGCCUUACAGACAAUUCAAAAGCUGGAAGAAGAAAAUUGUGCAUUAAGAAAUGACGCAAAAGCAAAGGACGAAGAAAUUAAGCAGAUUAGCGUUGACAAAAGUGCUGCUGAAAAAGAACUGUCAGCUGUAAAAGAACAGCUGGAUUCGACAACAAAUAUGCUAAGCUAUGUAAAAGAAACUGAAAGAUCAAUGGAAAGAGAAGCAGAAAUAGAUUUAGAAAAAUACAAAAAAGAAGUGGAAAAUUUGAGAGAAAUAAAAGACAAGCUAGAACUAGAGAUUGCAAAUAUUGAAAGAGAAAAAUCACAGUCUAUUAAUGAAGCUGUUGAGGAAUAUGAAGAAAAAUAUAUAAAUGCCAGCAAAUCAGCUGAGUUCUGGAAAACAAGAGCAAGCCACCUUUCGAUCAAAUUUUUUACUUUCCUCAGAUCUUUGAAAAUGGAUAUCUUCGAAAUCAAGCAUGAAGCAGUGCAAUAUUUCGAAGACUCUGUUACUAUUGCAAGCGCUGCCAUCACAAGUGCAGUCAAAAAAUAUAAAUUUACUGUAGAAGACCUGCAGGAAUAUAUAGAAGAAAUUAAUCUGAAAGCCAAGCUUAAGAAGAAAAGAAGCAAAAUGUUUUUGCAUUAA